AUGCCACAAAGGAAACGAGAACUUGUGAAAAAUGUCCAACAUUAUAUCUCUUCCUACAGCUAUUACUUCCGCAUUACUUCUGCUGCAUCGGUAACAAAGUGCUCCUAUGACAUCCCGACAACCGAUCCCGCUUGUGCCGCCAUCUCAUCGAAAUCCACGGCCGAAACUAUCAUGAGCAAAUGCUGUGGCGCCGCUUCCAUUGUCGCUAUUAACAAUUGCGCCUAUUACUGUCUCACGCAGGGGCAGACCGUCGCUGAAUUGGCUGAAUGCUUAAACAGCAACGGUCUGUAUGAUAGUUAUUGCAACGCCGCGGCCAAUGCUACUGACUCUGCCACUGCUACUGUUUCUGCCACCAGUACAGGCACCGUGACUGACUUGAGUGCGUCCAGUACCACAACGACUGGAGGUGCCAAGUCCACUUUCAAGGGGUUAACAAGUAAUGUUGGUGUACUGGCCUUGUUGUUCUACUCUACUUUGUUUUGA
Messenger RNA from Talaromyces proteolyticus, 483 nucleotides. RefSeq lists its product as uncharacterized. Lineage: Eukaryota; Fungi; Ascomycota; Eurotiomycetes; Eurotiales; Trichocomaceae. The record is from RefSeq and is a predicted model, not a curated record. The coding region runs from base 1 to 483 and encodes 160 amino acids. The transcript has a single exon.